AAGUUAACAGAGUUUUUUUCAGUAAUAUUUUUCUUGUUCGUGCGUGACGUCGCGCGACUGUGCCGCUUGUGAUUGUUUGUGUGUUUUAAAAAUUAUAUUAAAGAAUAAAACGCAAGAAACUUAGCUGGCGCAGAGUGCUAACGACUGAAAAUUGGCGCGACUUAAUUUAAAUGCAGUAGAUUUUUUACCGCGCCGUGCAACAGAACCGACACAACAAAAGAGAAAUAGCACAAAGAAAUUGGUCUUCCUGCUUUUGGCCGCUGUCGCCGCUGCCAUCGAAGAAGAAGAGUGCGCAAAAAAAGAAGAAAAAUGCACCGAAACACGGAAGCAGAGCAAUAAAAACGCAGAACUGACGAUAAUUGUGCAAUUAUUGAAAGAAUUGUAUAUUUAUUUUCGGUUGAAAGUUCUUUGUGUGAGGAAUACAUACAUACAUACAAAUAAAUUACUAGCAGUUCACAUCAGCAAUAACAACAACAUCCACAGCAGGCAGUGAAAAAUCUCAAUCUCGCAACCAAACGACGAAAGCAGCGGCAGAAAAUUUAUUAAAAUCAAAUAAUUUUUUGGCUGUUUGCUAAACAUAUAAAUUAAAAAGAAAUCAAAAUUUUUGAGUGAGGCUUAAAAGUUGUUAUUUAUGUAAUAUUGAGUCGACAGCAAACACAAAUUCGAAAAUGGAUGACAAAUUCAUCAUAUUCAAUGCUGCACGCGAUAACAACCUGCCCCUAUUGAAGAAUGCGCUGUACAACAAGAGCUCUGCAGAUAUUGCAACUUUAAUUUCAGCUAAAGUGAAUGGAGCCACACCGCUGGUCAUCUCCUGCCGCAAUGGACACUACGACAUUGUAGAAUAUUUAUUGACAAAGUGCCGCGCCAAUGUGGAACAGGUUGGCUCCGUUAGCUUUGACGGCGAGCCCAUUGAGGAUGCGCCGCCGCUGUGGUGUGCCGCUGCAGCGGGUCAUCUGGGCAUUGUCAAGAUGCUGGUGCGUAGAUUUGCCAAUGUGAACAGUACGACGCGAACGAAUUCGACGCCGCUGCGUGCCGCCUGCUUCGACGGACAUUACGAAAUCGUCAAAUACUUAGUCCAUCACGGAGCAGACUUCGAGGUAGCCAACCGGCAUGGACACACCUGCCUAAUGAUCGCCUGCUACAAGGGACACUAUCGCAUUGCACAGUAUCUGCUUUCGCUGAACGCGGACGUGAAUCGGUGCAGCAUCAAGGGUAACACGGCGUUGCACGAUUGCGCGGAGUCGGGCUCAUUGCAAAUACUGCAGCUGCUGCUGAAACAUGGAGCCACCAUGGACGUGGACUACUAUGGCAUGACGCCACUGUUGGCCGCCAGUGUGACUGGACACAGGCCCAUUGUGGAACACCUGAUAACGCUGCCAAGUGUGAGUCGGGUGGCGAGAAUCGAUGCAUUGGAGUUGCUGGGAGCGACAUAUGUGGACAAGAAACGUGAUAUGGCCGUGGCACUAACGCUUUGGCGACGGGCGCUGGAGGAGCGAGCACAGGAGCCGCAGUUACAUAAAAAAGUGCAGGAACCGGUGCCGGCAUAUGAGCUGGUAACCGAAGUAACCACCAUCGAGGAACUGGAGGAGUUGGUUCUCGAUCCGGAUGAGAUGCGAAUGCAAGCGCUGGUAAUCAGACAGCGUAUCCUAGGACCGACGCAUCCGGACACCAGCUACUACAUUCGUUUCAGGGGCGCACAUUACGCUGACGCUGGCCGCUUUGAUCGCUGCAUUGAACUCUGGUCAUAUGCUUUGACUAUGCAACAGAAAAUCUUGCAGCCGCUGAGCCCCAUGACACAAUCCUCGUUACUUUCCUUUGCCGAGCUUUUCAGCUUCAUGCUGGUUGAGGCGGGGCGUCUGUUGCCCCGUGGACGCAUUGUGCCGCCCAUUGAGGCUGACGGCAUGUUGACCAUCUUUCACAAGGCUGUGCUGGAGGUGGAGCGUGGUCAGGCAUUUACAUUGGAGCAGCAUCAACAUCAGCAGCUGCUGCCAGCUGCCAGCAAACAGCUAACUCAAUCGCCAUCCUCAUCAUCGACAUCAUCGUCCUCCAGCUCAUCAUCAUCCAGCAGCUCAGCGUCCGCCUCAUCGUCGACCACGUUGUUGUCGGCUCAUCAGCACGACUGCAAUCACGAUCCCAAUGCACUAAGUCGCACUCUGGUCAGUGCCCUGCACAUUGGUUGCCUGCUCAGUUCACUGCUCGAAGCGGACAGUUUCUGUCCGGACAUGCGGCAUCAAGUGAUGAACGCCUUAUAUCGCCUCAACCGUCUCAAUGUUCACGUGCGCUUUGGCCGUACAGCCCUGCACUAUGCCUGCUAUCGCGAGGGCACUCUCGUGGGUCGAUAUCCCUCCGGGCAGUUCCCAUCCGUGUCGCUGGCAAAAGCUCUGCUCGAAGUAGGCGCCGAUCCGAAUGCCGUGGACGAUUCGGGCAAUACGCCGCUACAUCUAGCCGCGACACUCCAACCUUAUGUCGAGCCCUUGGCGCAGACGUUGCUCGAGGGUGGCGCACACUUGGACACAAAGAACGACGCUGGAGAGACGUUUGAGACACUGCUGGCGCACACACCUCUGCACAAAAUCAUCGAUCCCAUGAAGUAUACAACGCUGGCGUGUCUAGCGGCGCGUACAAUCAAACAGCAUAGCAUCAAGUAUGAGGGAACUGUGCCCCCCGCGCUGUAUCAGUUCAUCGAGUUGCACUAGGCAAGCUGCAGUUGCGAGCGCUGAACGAGAGAGCUAUUAGGCUGAGGCUCGUUGAUUCAAUGACACUCGGACACUCACACACGCACAGACACAGAGACUGGACUGGACCAGACCGGACCGACCGACCGCCCGCCCGCCAUCGUAGCUAUGCCACGUGGAUAGACAUAAUAUAGCAACUACCUAUUACUACUACUAUUACUUUUAAAUAUUAGAGCUGAUGGGAGAGCGUUACUAAUAACUAGGAACUGAUUUGUGAUGUUUGCAAGCGAAGUGCCCAAUCCUGGUGCAGGAUCCGGAUCGACAACGA
Molecule: messenger RNA, 3003 nt
Organism: Drosophila hydei
Lineage: Eukaryota; Metazoa; Arthropoda; Insecta; Diptera; Drosophilidae
Product: protein fem-1 homolog CG6966
Exons: 5
Coding region: 669-2696 (675 amino acids)
Molecular function (GO): protein binding
Source: RefSeq, a predicted model, not a curated record